UUAUCUCAGUUGAACUAAUCCUACUUUCAAAACAUCAACCUAACAACUUCUAUUUACUUCGAUUUCAGAAUAUAUCAACUCUUUGCAUCUGGAUCUUGCGUUGUUUCUCGGCUCUCACAUCAAGGUUUUAAAUUUUUUGUCGGCUUUUCACAUCUCCCUCUUGCAUUGUUUUUACAAAUCACUCCAAACACAUAUCAAUUGAGAGGUAUGGGCGGUGGUUAUCCAAUUCCCGUUGAAUCACUAGGAUCAACAAACCAUGGACGAUCAUCCGAUCGCCAUUUAAACCUUCCUGAUUCAAACCCUCUAACUUCAAACCCACCUCCGGUGGCAAACCCACCUCCGGUGUCAACCCCACCUCCGGUUUUAACCCCACCUUCGGUUUCAACCCCACCUCCAUUGGCAAACCCUGAACAUGAUGAUCCAUUUGGUUGGACGGAUGAAGAGUUGAAUUGGGCGUAUGACUAUACCUUCGCUCAACUACAAUUUGGUGGACUACAAAUUGAGGGGUGCCAUCGUCCGGUGCCAAACACUCCUAUACUGCCUAUGCAUCCUCCACCUUCAAACCCCCCUUAUGUGGAAAACUACAGUCAAACACAAGAACUACCGACCUGGGCUGAAGGGUACGAAACUGACCCUGGGGCGGUUUACGAACCACCAUUGGAUGAAAAAAUGGUUUGGGAACCUUAGAACAACUUUUAUGAUG
Messenger RNA from Helianthus annuus (common sunflower), 703 nucleotides. RefSeq names its product early nodulin-75-like. The transcript is spliced from 2 exons. NCBI's taxonomy places the organism in Eukaryota, Viridiplantae, Streptophyta, Magnoliopsida, Asterales, Asteraceae. The coding region runs from base 208 to 687 and encodes 159 amino acids. The record is from RefSeq and is a predicted model, not a curated record.